This is a messenger RNA of Necator americanus (New World hookworm), 540 nucleotides long. RefSeq lists its product as uncharacterized. Lineage: Eukaryota; Metazoa; Nematoda; Chromadorea; Rhabditida; Ancylostomatidae. The transcript has a single exon. The record is from RefSeq and is a predicted model, not a curated record. Bases 1 to 540 code for a protein of 179 amino acids.
AUGGAGUUUGAGAAGGCGUGGGAGGACAGGAACCCGCGGAAAGCCUAUGCUCCACUAAAACAGUAUAGCGGCAAAAUGAAAAGAUGUUCCCCUGUCCUCAACACUGCCAAUGGAGUAGCUGUCGGUAAAGUAACCCUUCCAGUUUGGAAGGAACACUUCAAGACCUUGCUGAACCGGCUAGCACCGUCAGUUCCUGAACUCGAACACGUUCAUAGACCGACGUAUGCGGUUAACGAAGGGCCACCGACCGAGUCGGAGGUCCUGGUCUAUAUUCAAAAAAUGAAGAAUGGAAAGCAUUUCUGCGCUAAUCCCGUCGUCUCUGGUGGAGACGACGGGAUUAGCGCAGAAAUGCUAAAAUAUCUUCCUCCAUCUGGGAUCCGUGAAAUGACAAAGAUCAUCCGUUCAAUAUGGAUAGACGAAAGGAUACCUGAUUUGUGGAGACGCGCUACUAUAAUUCCCCUGCACAAGAAGUUAUCCGUCACGAACCCCAGGAAUUAUCGAAGAAUCUCUUUGUUGCGCUUUAUGUACAAGGUAUUGUAG